UGUGCCGUUAUUGGUUUGAUUACUGGUUUAAUUUGGAUGUUCAGCGACAGAAACUGUAAGCAGAGGCCUUAUAGUCACACCAUCGGCAGAAUCUUCAGUAAUGCGGCUCUUAUAUUGUCGACUCCAGACUUUUACACCGACCUGAUCCCGGUGCAGUGAGUCCAGACAUGGGGCGGUACUUCUACAGCGAGGACCACAUCAAGAGUCCGUGGCAUCAAGUUCUGGCUGCUUUCUGGCAACGCUACCCAAACCCAUACAGCACUCAUGUCCUCACUGAGGACGUCCUGUACCGUGAGGUCACCCCCGCCAACCUCUUGUUGUCACGGAGACUGCUGACCAAAACCAACCGGUUGCCAGGGUGGGCGGAGCACAUCUUUCCCACCCACAUGGCGCGGGCCGUCUACGUCCUGGAGGACUCCAUCGUGGACCCGGAAGCCAACACCCUCGUCACCAAGACCUGGAACCUGAACCACAACACCCUGAUGACGGUGGUGGAGCGCUGCAUGUUUGAACAGGACGGCAGUCAGCCCACAUGGACCAAACUAAAGCGAGAAGCUUGGAUCUCCUCUUCUGUUUAUGGGCUGGCCCGGCCCAUUCAGGAGUUUGGCGUAGCGCGGUACAAAAGCAACCAAACUGAAGCCAUGAAGGGGCUGGACUACGCUCUGACCAAGAUCCAGAGUGAAGAUCUUCCCCAUCUCCAUGGCGACCAGGAAGAGUCGUCUGAGAAACACAAGCCCCGCCCACCAAAUGCCCCGCCCACUCCAGCCAAGAAACCCAAUCAGUUUGCCUGAAACGGUAACAGGAAGUACAAUAACCGCUGUUCUAACCUCAUUGGUUGUAAAAAUUACAAAUUAAAUUAGGUUACCUUAGAUUUGCCUUUUUUAUUAGAAUUAGUAAAGAUUUUAAAUAAUUUUUAGUUUUAUUGAUUUAUUGAGUGUCGUCAUUUUUACA
Xiphophorus maculatus (southern platyfish) is the source of this 951-nucleotide messenger RNA. RefSeq names its product PRELI domain-containing protein 1, mitochondrial-like. Lineage: Eukaryota; Metazoa; Chordata; Actinopteri; Cyprinodontiformes; Poeciliidae. The record is from RefSeq and is a predicted model, not a curated record. Gene Ontology annotation, biological process: phospholipid transport. Bases 168 to 791 code for a protein of 207 amino acids. Gene Ontology annotation, molecular function: phosphatidic acid transfer activity. Gene Ontology annotation, cellular component: mitochondrial intermembrane space. The transcript is spliced from 6 exons.